CUCAUGGCGGAGCAGGAAGGGAUAUUUAUCCGUGAGCUGUUACGUGCGGAUGGGACAGUACUAAAUAUUCGCCAGCUGAGCUUGGGAGAUGUGGGCUGUGUUGUGUGGGACGCCGCCAUCGUUUUGGCUAAAUACCUGGAGGGCCCUGAGUUCACAAGUCACGAGGGUCUUUGUCUGGCCGGGAGAACUAUACUCGAACUUGGGGCAGGGACCGGUAUUGUGGGCAUCAUGGCAGCCACCGUAGGGGCAGAUGUUACAGUGACUGAUCUUGAAGACUUACAAGAUUUGAUGAAAAUAAACAUUGAAAGGAACUCUCAUCUCAUUACUGGUUCCUGUCAAGUAAAGGUACUGAAAUGGGGUGAUAGACUUGCUGAUUUCAUGACUCCACCAGAUUAUAUCAUAAUGGCUGAUUGCCUGUACUAUGAGGAGUCCUUAGAACCGCUGUUGAAAACUUUGAAGGAUCUUGCAGGAAGUGACACUUGCAUAUUAUGUUGCUAUGAGCAAAGAACUAUGGGAAAGAAUCCUGAGAUUGAAAGAAAGUUUUUUGAGUUAUUAAAGAAUGAUUUUGAAUACAAAGAAGUUCCUUUGGAAGAACACGAUGAAGAGUAUAGAAGUGAAGACAUUCAUAUAUUAAAAAUAUACAAGAAAAAAUAAUGAGAAUCCUUUAACACUCAAGCGCUGCAAUAAAUGGAGCCAUCGUCUGCUACCUUGGGUCUUUGCUUACAAAGUCUGCAAACUGAUCUUGCAUCUGACAGUUGCAUGAAAGAUGAAUGGGACAAAAAAACUGUCAACUUGUAGCUUGUGAAGUAUUUUUUAUCUAUUGCUUCUAUAAUACAUUUUGUUUGAAAUUUGUAGAAGUUAUUCAUUGUAAGACGGACAUAUGACUGAAUUAUGUUGACAUAGUUAUGUCUCCCAAUUGUUUGUCUUUUGACGACAUUUUAUUUUAUCUGUCCAAGCCCAUUAAAUCUCCAUCUUUUUGAAGGCCAGUCAACUAAACCCUCACAGCCAUUAUUGUAACUAGGUUUUAAUAAGUCUUUAAGUCAUGUUAAUAUAUGGGUCAGUUUCCUGAAAGGUUAGCAUUUGCGAGUUUCUGGAAACAACUUUCCAAUUUGCUUCUAUUAUACUUUAUUUAUAAAUCACAAACAUAUUCCGCGUUGCUGUACAUAGGUACAAUCUGUUUAAAAAAAAACAAUGAUCCAAAAUUGUAAAAGAUGAGACAAAAUGUGACAAACAAAUACAGCAGGAAUUGAGGGCCCUUUUCCCGUAGGAAUUUACAAUCUAGAUUAUAUAACAUUUUGGUAUCUUUGUUUAAAGAGUAAUCCUAGGUGAGCUCAGGAGCGUGCAUGAGUCUUAAGCCAUCUGGCACCAGUGUUUGCAAUAUUUAUUGCAAAGUUACAAACACUGCUGCCAUAUACUGCUAUAGACACGUGCAUACUCUUAAAGGGACAGUAUACUGUAAAAUAGUUUUUCCCUUAAUGUGUUUACAAUUGCUUUUUAUACCAACUGCAGAGUAAAAAAUGUAUGAAAAUUAGCUUUUUAAGGUUUAUUUGUGUAUAUUAAAGCUCUGAUUUUGUGUUUUGAAGUCACAACCUAAUAAAAUAGGUUGCGCUUGUAGGUAUAAUCAGAUCUCAUUACUGUAUCACAUUGUGCACAUAUACCUGCUUCUUUAUCUUAUAUCUGUACAUAAAACAAUCACCAAUACUUUGAGAGAACAAUGGAAAAUCAACAUUGUAUUACCUUAUCUCUGCUUUAUCACACCGGGAGUGUAAUUUCUUCUGCUGGCUGUGUUUACAAAUCUUAUCUAUAGCUGGUACGCGCGGCCACAAACUUUCAGAAUAGGUGGGGAUACCACAUGCUAAAUUAACAAUUUCAAAUGCCAAUAUAAGGGUAAAGGAGCUACUUGUAAACAAUUUAAUACACUCCAGCAGGUAAAGUGGAUCAUUGGGAACAAAUUAAAGGGGAGACAUUUUUUGAGUAAACUGUCCCUUUAAGCUCCAAUCAGCCUACCAAAGUUGAAUACCAAGAGAACAAAAACUAAAUUUGAUAAUAGAAGUAAAUUAGAAAGUUGUUUAAAAUUACAUGCUUUUUCUGAAUCAUGAAAGUUUAAUUUUGACUACUGUCCCUUUAAAUCUGCCCUGUAUGUAUUGUAAUGUGAUUCAUCUUACAGCUGCUGUUCAGCAAGAUGUCAGGCUAUACACAAUUAUUUAUUAAAACUGUUAGUCACCAUCCAAUGAUUCUUUGCACAUUAUACUGGUGUGUUCCUGUUGCAUGAGAAAUCUAAUUUCUAAUAAAUAAGAUUUUUUUAAUAAAA
Messenger RNA from Bombina bombina (fire-bellied toad), 2311 nucleotides. RefSeq names its product valosin containing protein lysine methyltransferase (gene VCPKMT). Gene Ontology annotation, biological process: peptidyl-lysine methylation. Gene Ontology annotation, cellular component: cytoplasm; cytosol. The coding region runs from base 4 to 654 and encodes 216 amino acids. Gene Ontology annotation, molecular function: protein-lysine N-methyltransferase activity. The transcript has 6 exons. The record is from RefSeq and is a predicted model, not a curated record. NCBI's taxonomy places the organism in Eukaryota, Metazoa, Chordata, Amphibia, Anura, Bombinatoridae.